Phlebotomus argentipes is the source of this 934-nucleotide messenger RNA. It is a transcript of the gene Sbds, whose product is annotated as ribosome maturation protein SBDS. Gene Ontology annotation, biological process: cytosolic ribosome assembly; ribosome biogenesis. The transcript has 2 exons. The record is from RefSeq and is a predicted model, not a curated record. Lineage: Eukaryota; Metazoa; Arthropoda; Insecta; Diptera; Psychodidae. The coding region runs from base 107 to 865 and encodes 252 amino acids.
UGCCGCGUGGGGCAGUGCAAUCGCUGAGGUGACAGUUGGGCAUAAGAAAAUAACAAAAUACACCCAGUGCAAAUUCACGCAUGUUUUUCGCAGAAAAUAAGGUAAAAUGUCCAAGAUAUUCACACCUACGAAUCAGAUUCGCCUGACAAAUGUCGCUGUGGUGCGAAUGAAGAAGAGUGGCAAGAGAUUUGAGAUUGCCUGCUACAAGAACAAGGUGAUCUCUUGGAGGAACAAUGUAGAGAAGGAUAUCGAUGAGGUGCUGCAGACGCACACGAUUUUCACGAAUGUUUCAAAGGGACAAGUGGCGAAGAAGGAGGAUUUAGUGAAGUCAUUCGAGACGGAUGACCAAACUGAGAUUUGCCGGCGAAUUUUAGCCGAGGGAGAACUCCAGAUCUCUGACAAGGAGCGACAGACGCAUCUGGACUCCCUCUUCAAAGACAUCGCCACCAUCGUGACGGACAAGUGCGUGAAUCCGGACACGAAGCGUCCUUAUCCAGUGUCCAUGAUCGAGAAGGCGAUGCGCGAUGUCCACUUCUCCGUGAAGCCCAACAGGAACAGCAAGCAGCAGGCUCUGGAGGUGAUCAGCGUCCUGAAGGAGAGCAUACCCAUCGAGCGUGCCAGGAUGCGCCUCAAGAUCGUGGCGAGUGGCAAGGAGGCGAAGAAGGUGCGCGAGAAAGUCACUCAAUUGGCACCGACAGUGGAACAGGAGGACUGGACAGACGGAACUCUCUCAAUCGUGUGCCUCAUCGAUCCCGGACACUUUCGGGCUGUGGAUGAGAUCGUGAAGGGCGAGACGAAGGGCAGCGGCAGUCUUGAGCUGUUGGACCUCAAGGAAGUCACGGAAGGCGACGAAGUGCUAGAGUAGAGUUCCUCCUGUUAUCACUCUGUAAGUCCAUGAAGAUAUCCUCAAUACAAGUCAUGUUUCUGUUUCGAA